Molecule: messenger RNA, 1419 nt
Organism: Lucilia sericata (common green bottle fly)
Lineage: Eukaryota; Metazoa; Arthropoda; Insecta; Diptera; Calliphoridae
Product: zinc finger protein 39-like
Exons: 5
Coding region: 69-1370 (433 amino acids)
Biological process (GO): regulation of transcription by RNA polymerase II
Cellular component (GO): nucleus
Molecular function (GO): DNA-binding transcription factor activity, RNA polymerase II-specific; RNA polymerase II transcription regulatory region sequence-specific DNA binding
Source: RefSeq, a predicted model, not a curated record
AGUAGUAAUUUUCAAUUUGUUGACACUUUUUUACGUUUUUUACUUUUUAUUGAAAUUCACUGAAUAUAAUGAAUUCCUGCAGAAUUUGUUUAACAACAAAUGUAUUUUUUGAUUGGAGCGAAUCUGUUUUGGAAUUUUCUGGUCCAUCAUAUAAAGAAUGCUACUACCAGUACACGCAUCUUCCGGAACAAGAUCCAGAUUUUCACACGAAAAUGCUAUGUUUGGAUUGUGGUAAUGGCUUGAGAAAUGCUUAUAUUCUAGUGGAGAAAGCUUUGGUAUCUGACUUAAAAUUAAAGAAUCAUAAAUGUGAAAUUAUAGCAGAUAGUCUAUUAAAAUUUGAAAAGGAAGAAGUAAUAUCAGUUGAUAGGUGUAAUAUGAUUAAUUCUGAGCAAACUUUAGCACCUGAACUAAAUCUAAAGGAUCAACAAUCACAAAUUAUAGCAGAAAAUCGGUUACAAUUUAAAAAAGAACUAAUAAUAGAUGACACACAAAAUUCACUGAACCCAACUAUUGAGUAUACUUUUAAUACAAACAAGGAUGAAGAAGGAUACAUUUCAACGGAAACUAUAACUGUAAAUACGUUAUUGGAUGAGGAGUUACAUGAUGUUAGUAUACAGAAUUCGGGUUCAGCAUCUGAGUCAGGGCUCAAUAAAAAUACCAACAUAAAUAGCAAAAGUGAAAAAAAACCGAAAAAGAAAAAGAUAUUAACAUUAUUGUGUUCCCACUGUCCAAAAAUUUUUCACACUAAGGCUCAUUUAAUUAGACAUGAGGAAACUCACGUACUAGAUCGAAAACGUACGGAAGUUUGCACUAUAUGCAGCUUAAAAUUUUAUUGCAAAAAUACCUUACAAAUGCACAUGGACAUUCACGAUGAAAAUAGAAAACGCAAACACAAAUGUGAAUUUUGUCCAAAAGCGUUUUUUGCGCGUGGUGGACUUAAUAUUCAUAGGCGCAUACAUUUAGGACAAAUGAUAAAGUGUAAUUUUUGUCCAAAAGAAUUUUAUCGUCAAGUAGAUCUGGAUCAACACAUGAAAAGUCAUGAUGUUACGCCUUUAACAUCAAACACUGGUAUAGAGCCAAGAGUUAGAGCAAAAUAUUUCAGGAAAUGUGAUUUUUGUGGUAAUAAAAUCAAUACGAGCGAUUGGAAACAUCACAGAGCAAAGCAUUUGAACCAGCCUACAUUACAAUGUUUGAUUUGCAGUAAAACAUUUUUUCCUAACUCAAAGGUUACUCGUCAUCUUCGACAAUGUCAUGAUAUUCAAAGUGAUGAAUGUGACAAAUUUUUAAUAAAAUUGGAUAACAAAUUUGAACCACGACUUUCAAGUUUAAUGAUAGAACAAAAAAUAACAGAAGUAUAUACAGAAAAAUAAAUUUAUAAAAAAAAAAAUAAAAUUAUGAUGCACAAAUAUAGAGACGAAA